AUGAGCAGCGAAGAAUUGGCAAAUAAAUGUAUUCAACCCAACGUUUUUCGCAUAAAUCAAGAUUUGCUUUAUCCUUAUGAUUCUUUUGGAAAUUUUGAAACUCUCCGCAUCGGAACUUAUGGAUGCAUCUUCAAAGCGACAAUAAGUAAAUAUAAAACGCUUGUAGUUUUAAAAGACAUCGACGUCAAAUCACCGGGAUUUACUUUGGAAGGGUUUAUCGACAAAUUGAAGAAACAUCAAAGUCUUAAAUUCCACGACAAUAUUUUAAAAGUGUUGGGAGUCACCCAAAAAGGUACGCCAUUCCUUUAA
Molecule: messenger RNA, 309 nt
Organism: Acaulospora colombiana
Lineage: Eukaryota; Fungi; Glomeromycota; Glomeromycetes; Diversisporales; Acaulosporaceae
Source: the annotation of a GenBank genome assembly